UUGGUCAGGGUCAAAUAACUCUCAUUGUUCUCUAGUCCUUUUUUGUUUUUAUUGUUCAUAAAAAUGCUUAAUUUCAAUAGGUAAAAACUGCAAUGAUAAAGCUCUGUUUAUGUGGCUCUGGCCCUCAUUACCACUCAUGUUAAUGUAGUGGUGCUAUAGGGUCCAACUAGGCCUUAAUGAGAGGAUUCAUUCUUGGUUAUGAAUCGAUCACCAGAGGAAGUAAGGAACAUUUAAUCAACUUCAAGAACACAUUUAAUACAAUUUGAUAUAGUAAGACUUUUUUUCUAAAGCAUCACUGAGGAAAUUAACAUUUUACACAGAACAGGGAAGUGAGGAAGAACACCCUCUCAAUGUAUACUAUCUGGGUAGUAGGUGUGGACUUAAGCGUAUAGGGGAGAGAGAAUAUUGUGAGUUAGGGUUUUGUUUCCAGGAAGUGGGUUGAGUUAUUUAUAUUUCAACACUUGUCCUCUAGUACCCAGUGGAGGACCUGUGUUCGUAACCUGAAACUUUAUAUUUAAACAUUGUCUUAUUCUAGAUGUGUUGCAGUGAACACAACUACUGUGGGAAUUAGACUGAGAGGAACAAGUGAAGGUUUAUGGCAGAAAAUCAAAAAACAUAUACAAUUGGAUGGAUAGAGAGUGACCCUGAGAGAUCCUCUCUUUGUUGGAGAACAUUGUAAUGAAGAUCCAUGAGAAGAUUUUAACCCAUUACCUAUCCUGCACCUCACCGAUAGAUAAAGAAGGAUACCUCUACAAAAAGAAAGAGAGGACCUCCUCCUACCAGAGGCGCUGGUUUGUCCUGAAAGCCAAUCUCCUGUUCUACCAGGAGCGUCCGGCAGAUCGAGACCUGCUGUGGGUUAUUGUCCUAGAGGGCUCUGCUGUCCAGCGCUGUGAGUCUGAGGGAGGACUGUUUGCCUUCUCCAUGGUGUUCAGAGGUUCAGGGCUGAAAACCUACAGGCUUGCUGCUGAGGACCAGCUGGGCCAGGAGAGCUGGGUCAAAGCCCUGCUCACAGCCAGCCACUGCUACCUUUCACUGCUGGUCAGAGACCUGGGGAAGCAGUACGAAGAGGCUAAACGCCAAGCUGGCCCUGCUGAAUCCCAUCCACAAACCACUGUGACUGGUCCAGGCUCAAUGUGCCUUACCCAAUCCAUGACUUACCUGAACUCAUGCUCCUCCUCCUUCCUCAUGCCAGGACCAGAGAGGAGAGAAGGGGGAAGCCACAGUGCCAGUAAUCUAUUACAAGCCCCUCCAAUCCCCAGCAACGUGAUCAAUAAGAGGUCCCCUAAGCAUUGGCCCAAGAGAAACGCACAUGUCACACCGAUAAAUGGACCAGCACCACCAUAUGGGGAAUGGCCACAAGUGGACUUUGAUCCUCUAGAGGAUUUCACCAAGCUACAUGAUUACUAUGGAGAGGAGGUGAAGCAGCUGAGAGCUGAUUCGCUGAGGAGGAGGCAGGAGGAAGAGGAGCACCUUGAGGAGGAUCUCAUUGACCUGAGUGAACACUGACCCACAGAGAUCAGACAGUCACCACUCUGGUUAUUUUGAUUAGGACUUUGGUGUGAAUGCCAGUAAUCUGAAAUGAGAAAGGGACUUUAUAAUUUGAGGAACUAGAGCAUUAAAGAAGAACUAGUCACCAAGUUCAUCAUGAUGGGAUUAUAGUCCUAUGAAGUUGAUGAUGACCCUCAGAAUGUCUUGUCACAAAGCAGAGACUCAUCAUCAAACUCAUAGGACUAUCACCCUUAGUGGUGUUGCAAACAACCGGAUGCAUCCGGUUCUCAGGGAUACAGCCCUGAUGUGGGAACUCUGCUCUUUUGUUUCUUUUAUACACAGGUGACUGGUUCCUCUUAAACUCUCUAGUUCCUCAAAUGAUAGUCACUUACUUAUUUCAGAGUACUGGCACGCCUACUGGUUUGUCUGUUACUGUUUGUAAAUUAUCAUUAAAAUCACUGGUAUAUGUUCUAGGUAA
This is a messenger RNA of Oncorhynchus keta (chum salmon), 1966 nucleotides long. Its product is annotated as sesquipedalian-1-like. Gene Ontology annotation, biological process: endosome organization; retrograde transport, endosome to Golgi; receptor recycling. The transcript is spliced from 4 exons. NCBI's taxonomy places the organism in Eukaryota, Metazoa, Chordata, Actinopteri, Salmoniformes, Salmonidae. Gene Ontology annotation, cellular component: recycling endosome; early endosome; trans-Golgi network. The record is from RefSeq and is a predicted model, not a curated record. Bases 679 to 1506 code for a protein of 275 amino acids.